AAGCGUUUUCACUGUUUUCUUCCACGCAACACUCGCAAGCACGCAUCCUCUUCCACGUUCGUCUGUGUUUAUACGUAUCUACAUAUAUACUGUACACACACAUAUAAAUAUAGGUGUACCUCUAAUUCUUUGUAGCUGAGUUUCAUUUUCCAGUGUCUUCAUCUUUGACCACGUUUCUGGGCUUUAAUCAAUGGCGUUAUCUAGAAAUAGUACAUUUCCAAGUCUGGAAAGCUCUGAAUUUUGUUGUGGUAGUCGGAUUUUGUUGACAAGACUCAAUAGGCCGAGUCCUAUGCUAUUCGUUAGGAAGAAUAAUACUUUAGCAUGCUUCAAAGUGCGGUGUACAUUGUCAAGAGAAGAUGCCACUUCCGUGAGAUCAGAGGGAAAUGGUCAGACUGCUUUAUCUGUUUCUGUUGAAGAAGAAGAACCGGGACAUGUUGUGAGGUUCAAGAUAUCUGAUUUCAAGAUUGUCAACCAUAUCAGUGUCGGCCUUGGUGCACGGGCGGACGAAGUAGUUUUUGAAGCCAUAGUGAAGAAUUCUAGUAGCCCGUUGUAUGGUUCAAGAGUUGUUCUCCGACGUCUUAUUAGUGCUCAAGCUCAGCGUAGGGGUAAAAGAGCAAUAGAGGUUUUGAAGAAGUUAGUUCGUCGUAGACUUUUAUACCAUUCAUAUUCAAUGCAAGUCCAUGGUUACAUCUCUUCAAUCACAAGUAGUGGUCGUGGCUCAUUCACCUUAGUCCAUGGGUAUCAGGGAAGUUUUUCUUUACGACAUUGGCUUCAACAAUCAGAUUGGCUUCCAACUUUAGAAGCUACUCUUGCAUUAGAUGAUGAAUCUGUUAGGAGGGUAGGAGAUGACAAAAUUGGAGGAUCUGCAGUUUCUCGGCAGUUGCGAAUUAUAAGGAUAUUGAUGAGAGAUCUUUUAAUUGGAGUGAAUUACUUGCACAGCCAUGGACUUGCCCAUACAGAAUUGAAGCUGGAAAAUGUGCACAUAUGCCCAGUGGAUAGACAUAUUAAAGUAGGGAUACUAGGUAAUGCCGCUGACUUUUAUGAGGAUGGUACAAACACUGGUACUCCAGACGACAAUAUCAAGAGGCGACAAAUGAUGAUUGCUUUUGACAUGAGAUGUGUUGGAUUCAUGAUGGCAAAAAUGGUGCUGCGAGAACUCAUGGAUCCUUUAGUAUUCACAAAGUUCAAGUCUUUCCUCACAAAGGGAAAUGAUCCAUCUUGCCUACGUGAAUUUUUAUUGCAAUUGCUCAACAGGAAUUCGUCUUUUGGAAAUGCUGGACUCCAAAUGCUUGAUAGGAACUGGGGUGCCGGUUGGAAUCUUCUAUCUUUAUUGCUUGCAACUGAGCCUUCUAAUAGAAUAAGUUGCUUAGAUGCUCUUAGACACCCGUUUCUAUGUGGACCUAGAUGGAAGGUUGUCCCAUCCAUGAAUAUUAUCAGGUGGGGUCUUGGCUCUACUGCAGUGCGUAUUUCUGAGGAGUACAUCUACGGCCAGCCUCAGCGCAGAAGACUAGCCCAUUUUAUUGAACUGAUGGAGAUGCUGAAUCCUCAUCCAAAGCCAAAGAAUUGGCUGGAGUUAGUGCCAGGAAAGUGGCGUUUGUUAUACUGUACUGGUAAGCACAUAGGUCUGACCUUCCGACAACCACCGGCACGAGUUCUUGUUGGUAACGUGAACCUAACAAUAUUGAGAACAUCAAAAUCAAACACGACCCUUUCGCUUGCCUCUGAGAUUGACUUCACAGUCAUGAAUGGUCAGAAUUGGCCCCAUGACAAGACUGGUGUAAAUGGGAAAAUGCAAGUGAAUUCACUAUGUAGAUUAACAGCAGGUAGGCGGCUAUAUAUCCAGGAAGAGAAUACAACAACGGGAAACCUCUCCUGGAGUCCAAAUACCCAUGAUUCCUUAGCUCAGAAACUUUCUGGUCGGAAAUGGAGAAAAGCUGUUCCGUUUAAGGAGUUACCGACAAGCCUUCCGGUGGCCAAGCUUGUUUCAAAUGACAUUGAAGUGACGUUGAAUCUUGGUGAUCCUUUGAACAAAGACAUCGCUGCAGCCGGAAAUGUAGUUCAAGAAGUUCGUUUACAGAUCCCCCCGGAAAUGUUUGAUUUAACGAAGCUAGUUUGUGGGACAUAUGUGGAUUCCAGGCUUUUAGUGGUGAGGGGAGUGAAUGGUUCAGCUCUGCUGUUCACAAGAUCUUGUGUUGAUGAAAACUUGAGAUGAUUUGUUGAUAUUCAUCUCUUGUGUAUUCUUUGGAUGUAACAUGUGUAAGUAAUUGUUUAGAAAAGGAAAACGGUGAUGAACUAUUUUCCACAUUCCUUAACAAUGCUUCCUACAAUGGCUGCUAUCUAAUCAUGGUCAAAUUUCCACAAAUACAAACCAGUUAUAUGAGACGUGUA
Molecule: messenger RNA, 2388 nt
Organism: Humulus lupulus (European hop)
Lineage: Eukaryota; Viridiplantae; Streptophyta; Magnoliopsida; Rosales; Cannabaceae
Product: probable plastid-lipid-associated protein 14, chloroplastic
Exons: 14
Coding region: 191-2212 (673 amino acids)
Biological process (GO): protein phosphorylation
Molecular function (GO): ATP binding; protein kinase activity
Source: RefSeq, a predicted model, not a curated record